Hippoglossus stenolepis (Pacific halibut) is the source of this 4010-nucleotide messenger RNA. RefSeq names its product RAB4B, member RAS oncogene family (gene rab4b). Gene Ontology annotation, molecular function: GTPase activity; GTP binding. The transcript has 8 exons. The record is from RefSeq and is a predicted model, not a curated record. Gene Ontology annotation, cellular component: endosome. Lineage: Eukaryota; Metazoa; Chordata; Actinopteri; Pleuronectiformes; Pleuronectidae. Gene Ontology annotation, biological process: Rab protein signal transduction; regulation of endocytosis. Bases 170 to 811 code for a protein of 213 amino acids.
GACGUGUGACGCAGUCAGUGUUUCUGGAGGAAGCUAACGAGGAAACCUCAGGCGUCGUAGAUAGAUAAACACCCGGGAGAGGUGUGAACCCAGCGAGCGCCCAGCUGUCACACAACCGAGAGAACAGCUCCACAGGUCGGACCGAGUCCUCCACACAGCGAGGGUCGACAUGUCUGAGACGUACGAUUUCCUGUUUAAGUUCCUGGUGAUUGGCAGUGCUGGGACUGGGAAAUCCUGCCUCCUGCACCAGUUCAUUGAGAACAAGUUUAAACAGGACUCCAACCACACCAUCGGCGUGGAGUUUGGAUCCAGAGUGGUGAACGUUGGUGGAAAGACGGUUAAGCUGCAGAUAUGGGACACUGCUGGACAGGAACGAUUCCGUUCUGUAACUCGCAGCUACUACAGAGGAGCUGCUGGAGCCCUCCUGGUCUAUGACAUUACCAGCCGGGAGACUUAUAAUGCCCUGACCAACUGGCUGACAGAUGCACGGACACUGGCCAGUCCCAACAUUGUUAUUAUCCUGUGCGGCAACAAGAAAGACCUGGAUGCAGACAGAGAGGUGACCUUCUUAGAGGCCUCACGCUUUGCUCAGGAGAACGAGCUGAUUUUUCUCGAGACCAGUGCUCUGACAGGGGAGAAUGUGGAGGAGGGUUUUCUGAAGUGCGCUCGCAUCAUCCUCAACAAGAUAGAAUCAGGUGAGUUAGACCCAGAGAGGAUGGGUUCAGGUAUCCAGUAUGGAGACGCGUCGUUGAGGCAGCUGCGGCAGCCAAGAGGCACCACCACACAGAAUAAGCAGCAUUGUAAUUGCUAGGGAUCGAGACCCUACGCUCACCUACAGGCCGACAGAGACUGGGCAUCCCCUACAGCUCCAGGUGUUUUUUGGUGUGUCGUCCCUCUCUCUGCGGACUCACACACCUUGGAUCACCUGGACAAAUGAUCGUGGAGAUCACUGCAACCCCUGACCCCUGACCUCUGGUAAGAGUCACUACAUCUUACCUGAGGGGGUCAGCAUUGCACCUGUGUCUGGACAGGGAAACCCCUCAUUAUGAACACACUGCGAUCGUAAAGACGGGGAAUCCUCUUCUUCAAAAAUCACUUUCUCAAGUCACUGACCAGACAAGGACAAGUCGAGGGUUGUGUGUAUGGGCUGCCCUGCUGUUCUUCUCUCUGUGUUUAUUUUUUUCCUCCUGGUUUGAGUAACAAUUUCAUGCUUUCUGCAUUUGCACGUCAUUGUUUGUAAGUUAUUAUCUGUAAAUUGAGUUGCACCUGUUCAUUGUUCAGACGGUCUGGUAGGACCCAUGAUUCGUUUGGUCGGCGCUUUUGACUUUUUAUUUUCGAUGAUAUUUCUGUUUUUAUUUGCCAUUAUGUUCACUGUACUUAUAAGUUCAGAGUUGUAUUGAUAGUGACUGAGUUAUAAAGAGUCUAAACAUAGACAGAUUUUGGACUAGAAUUAUCAUAUAGAAAUUUAAACCAGAUGUUAUUCAAAUCUUAACGAAGGUUUCCGAGGUUUUGGCUGUUAAUACCUUUUAUCUGAUCUUAAGACUGAGGCAGCUCAUCAGUUAUUUCUGAUUUUUAAAGUGACACUUAAGUCCUAAUGUAGAACCCAGGUUAGUCACUCUGACGUGUAGUCUUUUUUUGAUUUGCCUUAAAACACAUUGUUUUAAUGUAGAGUAUUGGCCUUAGUAAUAUACUUGAUAUUGUGGAUCUACAGUAUAUUAUUCCCAGUCUCCAUGUCUCUAAAGUGUGAUAGGAACUGGUCCCGUUACACCAUUAUACAUCCACAUAGAGAAGCCUGUGGUUCAGGUUGAAAGCACAAAAAAAGAGAACUAAUGCUCUUUAUUUUAUCCCAAAGUCCCCGAAAUCUGUAGAUAUAUCUCAUCAGAUUCACACCAUGUUCAAGUCUCAGUGUCUCUGCUCCGAUCACAGUGAAAGACAAACCAAGGGUCAUCAGUCUCUGCAAAACUAAAACUGUUUCUGACUCCUCCUGCUGCGAUUUUUCUCUCUCCAUGACCUCCCUUUGAUUCACACUGUUCUACAUGCACAUACUGCAUGAGGGACGUCACAGGAAACCACAGUUGGUUUUGCCUCAGUGCCAUGUUUGGGGAAACUUUUCUGCCGCCCACCCAGUUCCCUCACAGCAGCUCAACGCUGUUGAAUCAUGCAUGGCUGUAAGUUUGCCUUGAUAAAUGUCAGGAACCUGGAUUUAACCCUCUGAGUAGUUUUCACUUCUGAUUAUUGAGCACGGAAGCAGCUCUGCUGCAAAAUGUUUGUUGAGCCAACCCAGAUGUUUUGUCCUGAGAGCCGGCCCUGCGUUACCCCAAAGAGAACCUGGGAAAUUCCCCUCUCAAAUCCGGUUUCCUCUUUCGGUAUAACACUGAUGGUCUGGAUUGUGGCGCUGCUGGGAAUAUGAGGUUGUGAGUUAAUAACCAAAACUGCACUGCUUCUGUCUGCACCACUGAGAGAGCAGGUCACACUGACCCAGCCGAAAGGAUAUCAUAACAAAAACUGCCUGCAAACUUCAGCCCACACAAUUCCAAGCUUAGUCGCUGCUUUCUUACAGACAUCGUGUAGGUCCGUGCUGGAAGCCGGGUUUGGGCUGCAUGCACCAUCCUCAGUCAUCAGCUUCGCAGCUGGUGGGGUGAAAGUGGAUUGCACAUCCACCUCCCCUUCAAUCAGAGCCGAGGCUAAUGGACUCAUCCACAGAGUCGGAGCCAUCCCCCAUGAUUACACCGUGUCCGGACACCCGGUCGGUUUAAUGCUCGGCAGGGUCAUGUAGCGAUGCAACGGCGUCCUGCUGGCUCCUGCAGGGUAUAGUACAGAGUGGGUAUCUGCCCCCGAGAUCUUGUUACCGCAUGUGCACAACCUCGGCAGUACCUUGCUCUUGUCCAUGGUGAGGGCAGGGUCCAUGAUUGUAAUCUCCUCCGUUAAAGUUGGAAGCGGUGAGUAGCUGGUAUGGUGGCUAGCUACUUAACUCAGGAAGCUAUGCAGCGUUCAGGUAGCGCUCGGCGACCGUGUGGUUAGCUCGCUCUAUGAACAGUUUGCUAGCCCGUUGGGCUCCACCUGCCGUCUGAGAGGAUGCUCCUAGUAGCCGGAAGUCUGAGGUGAUGACACGACCCCGGGUUUGUUAUAGUAGGAGGAAGUCCCUCCUCUAGUGGCCAACGUCACAUCUGCCUGCCAGUCAGGACUGGCAUAGUUUAAAAUUGUUUCUGGCGGACAGCGCGGAGGCGUGGGUCCCAAAGUGAAAUACCGAAAUGAAUGUUGAAAGAGAACCAUAUGUUUAAGCUCCUGUGAGCCAGCACGCCGAGGAGCGACAUGAGAUAUUAUUGGAUAUCAAGAGACAGAUGGUCAGGGGGGAAAAAAAAUCAUAAAAUAUUGGCAUAGUGUGAUAGUUUGUCUCCUUCUGCAAGUGCACUUUUACUUUCGAAUUUUCAUAUUUUGUUUGUAUGCUGUAACUAUAGAAUUGUACAUUUUAUUUGACUUGAACUGUAAUAAAGAUUUUAAUUGUAGAUGUUAUCAUUUCUUACUAAAUAACAACUGAAAGUCUUAAUUAGAAUUUAUUGUUUUUUUCUACUGUCACGAGGCGAGUUUGUUUUUCACUUGCUGCUGACGUGGGGGUAACGAUGAAAGGAUGUUGACUUCCUGAGCUGCAGGAGGACGUCAGCAACAUCUCUGAUCACUCACAGUCACAAGUCAGUUAUCAAAACAUCUGAAUGGUUAAACACUGUAGAACCAGAGUGAGCCUGCAUUCAUUUGUAUGUAUUCUUUGUGCAGUCAGUAAGAGCUGAUCAAAAUAGCCAUAUGAUAAACUUCAUUUUCUCACCUCUUCAGUCGUGUGAUGAAUGCAAUCCAACGCAGUUGUUGCUUAGUAAUUAAUGUUGUAUAAUCAACCUUAAUACUACUGUACAUCUCUAGUAACCUGUGCUGUAAAUACGAUUUGUCUUGUGGGUGAGUGUUGCUCAUUGAUUAUAAUGAUUAUGCAAUUCCCAGUAAACUGCUUGUUUUUUCAGUAA